Molecule: messenger RNA, 1131 nt
Organism: Puma concolor (puma)
Lineage: Eukaryota; Metazoa; Chordata; Mammalia; Carnivora; Felidae
Source: RefSeq, a predicted model, not a curated record
AUGGCGGUGGCGGCGGCGGCGGCGAUGACGGCGGCGGGCUGCGCGGGCGCUGGGGCGGCCCGCUCCCUCUCUCGCUUCCGAGGCUGCCUAGCCGGCGCGCUGCUCGGGGACUGCGUGGGCUCCUUCUACGAGGCGCACGAUACCGUCACCCUGACGUCAGUCCUGCGUCACGUCCAGAGCCUGGAGCCGGACCCGGGCUCGCCGGGGAGCGCGCGGACAGAAGCAUUGUACUACACAGACGACACAGCCAUGGCCAGGGCCCUGGUGCAGUCCCUGCUGGCCAAGGAGGCCUUCGACGAGGUGGACAUGGCUCACAGAUUUGCUCAGGAGUACAAGAAAGACCCUGAUCGGGGUUAUGGUGCUGGAGUAGUCACUGUCUUCAAGAAGCUCCUGAGCCCCAAGUGCCGUGAUGUCUUUGAGCCUGCCCGGGCCCAGUUUAAUGGGAAAGGCUCCUAUGGCAAUGGGGGUGCCAUGCGGGUGGCCGGCAUCUCGCUGGCCUAUAGCAGUGUCCAGGACGUGCAGAAGUUUGCCCGGCUCUCAGCCCAACUGACACACGCCUCCUCCCUGGGUUACAAUGGCGCCAUCCUGCAGGCCCUGGCCGUGCACCUGGCUUUGCAGGGGGAGUCAUCCAGUGAGCAUUUCCUCCAACAACUCCUGGGCCACAUGGAAGAGCUGGAGAGUGACGCCCAGUCUGUCUCGGAUGCCAGGGAGUGAGUAUGUGGGAUGGAGACAGGCUGGAAGGAUCUGAGAGUAUUGGCUUGGGGUGAGUGGCCAGAAGAAGCCUGGGGACAUAGAGAGUGGGUGAGUGCUGUGUCCCCAUACGUUGGCUUCCCUACAGGGAAUGGCAUUGCUGCCUUUGAAUCUGUGCCCACCGCCAUCUACUGCUUCCUGCGCUGCAUGGAGCCUGACCCUGAGAUUCCCUCUGGCUUCAACAGUCUCCAAAGGACUCUUAUCUACUCCAUCUCACUGGGGGGGGACACAGACACCAUUGCCACCAUGGCCGGGGCCAUUGCUGGUGCCUACUAUGGGAUGGAACAGGUGCCAGAGAGCUGGCAGCAAAGCUGUGAGGGCUACGAAGAGACAGACGUCCUGGCCCAGAGCCUGCACCGGCUCUUCCAGAAGAGUCUGUGA